This is a messenger RNA of Bursaphelenchus okinawaensis, 2990 nucleotides long. Lineage: Eukaryota; Metazoa; Nematoda; Chromadorea; Rhabditida; Aphelenchoididae. The record is from the annotation of a GenBank genome assembly.
AUGAGCAAUGUGUUUGGUUUUCCUUUCACUCCAUAUGAAGGUCAGAAACAGUUAGCUACAGCUAUAUUCGAUGCCUGUAAAUAUGGCAAAACUGCUGUUCUUGAAUCUCCCACUGGGUCUGGGAAGUCGAUGGCUGUGAUUUGUGCUGUGAUGAGCUAUUUGGAUGAGAUAAAAGCAAAAGAACGAGCUUUUGAGAACGAUAUGAAGAGGUUGAAGAAGGAAUAUGAAGGUAUGGCUUUGCUUUGUUUUGUAUUUUAGGUAUCAACUGUGUGGACAGUUGUGCGAUGUCGUUUAUUUUGUGAAAGAUCUGUUAAUUAGCGGAUAGUUUGUAUAGUCAUUUUAUUUUUGAUCAAUUAUCUGUGACUACGCUAUUUUAGAAGUAUCAACAUCGAGCUUACCUGUAUCUGAAGUGUUUAAGAAGCAGUAUCUACUGAAUAAACAGAUGGACGAGUUGAUAGAGACUUUUGAUGUUUUGAGAAAGGCUCAGAGAUUUUACAGAGAAGCCAAGAAAGCUGAUAUUGACAUUGUUGAGGUAUUUUAUAAUAUAUUUUAGUUGUACAUGUUGAUUUUAUAAAACGCAAAAAGCCGUUAUAAUCAUUUAUUUUAGUUGUAAUGUAUAUUUACAGGAUUCAAAGUACAAAUAUCCACGAGAAACUCAUGAAGAUACAGAAGAGUUGAAAGAUAUUGGUGAGAGUAUCAAGAAGAUCAUCUAUGUCAGUCGAACUCAUUCUCAACUUUCUCAAUUCGCUCAAGAAUUUCAAAAGACAAAGUUUGAGUGUAGGCCUUGCCAUCUUGGCUCUAGGGCGGCUUUCUGCCUAAAUGAAGAGGUCAAAUCUAUACCUGCACCGAUGGUUAAUUGCGAAUGUCAACGGCUGACAAAGAAUUCAGAUGAUGUGGAAGAUAUUGAGGAUGUUGAGGUAAGAUUUAUCAUUUAUUUUUACAAGUUUAGGUAGCAUGUGGAGUAUUAAAUAUGUCAUGCUUUCUAGCCAGCUUCAAAAAAGUCAAAGAAGGAAGGAUGUACCUUUUACAAUAAAUCCAGGAUCACGAGAAUGAGAGACCAGCUCUGGAAUGGACGUCUGAUAACAGCCUCGAUGACGGACAUAGGUACCUCUACUCAAGCGUGUCCGUACUUCUCAGCUAAAGCAUCCAUACCUCUAUCUGAUGUUGUUCUCAUGCCUUAUUCUAUUCUGUUCGAUCCAGACACUCGAGAAUCUUAUGGUAUCAAGCUCAAGGAUAAUGUUAUUGUAGUAGACGAGGCUCACAAUUUUCUGGAAACAAUCUACGCGACUUCUUCAUUUUACUUUGGCUACGAUGAAAUGAAGCUAUUAUUGGAUUCUUUGACUUUUUACAAGACUGUAACUUUAAGUACUAACCAGGAAAAGUUGUGGGGCGUCGAUCAGAGUAUCGUGGUUUUGGAUGGAAUUGUCAAGUUUGUGGAGUCGAGUGGGGAGAGGUUACUGGAACAACAAUUGUCUCCUGGGUUUGUGAGAAAAGAAGUAAGUUUUUGAUUACAUAAGCUAAAAACUGUUAAUAAUGUUUUGAUUGAGUUAGUUAAUUCAAAAAAUAUGACAGUUUUAAUGUGACAUUAUAUUUGUAAUAAAAAUACUUGUAGUUAAAACUGUCGUCAGAUUAUUUAAAAAUAGCCAGAUGUAUAAAAUUCGAUGGUUUGUUGAUGGAAAGUCGUGGUAUCGUUCAAAGGUAUUGGAAGUCAAAAUACCUGAAGAAGGAGUCGAAAGUGUUGUCUUUGUUGAACAAAAAGAAGGACCAGCAGAAGGAUUCAGCUCCAGAAGAACCCCCAAAGUUGGAAUCAGAUGGAUUGGCCUUGAUUUCAAAGUUUGUCAAGCUUCUGAAGGUGCUGGGGACUACAGAUGAUGAUGUCAUUGUAUUCGAGAGAGUUGACAAGACUCAGAAGGCUACUGUAGAUUCAUUGAGGUUACGGUAUUUCAAGCUGUCAAUCGGGGCAGACUUGGAGAAGGUAAUCAAGGAGAGUAAUGCAUUUAUUAUGGUCGGAGGGACAAUGAGACCAGUUGGGUAUCUAUCGAACACUUUGAAGCUAUGUUGUGGUAUCGAAGAUGUAAUUGAAAAGCAGUUUCCACAUGUUGUGGAUGAGAGAAAUGUUCUUCCGAUUAUUGUUGGUGAGUCAUCUUUGUCAUUAUAUUGUUCACAUUACGUUACAUUAUUUUUUUUGGCAUGAUGAUGAUGAAAAACUUUACUUUCAGACAAAUCUCCAUUCAAUCGCCCACUGUCCCUCAAAGUUGGUCAACUGACAGAUCAAGUGAUUGAUGACUACAUAGACACUAUAGUAACCCUGAUGGACGCUGUACCUCAUGGAUGUAUUGUAUUUCUUCCUAACUACAAGCUAAUAGAGACUUUUAACAAGAAGCUUACCGGUAAGACGAGGAAGAAGAUGUUCGCAGAAUCUAAGAAACAGAAUCCCAACAAUUUACUGAUGGAAUUCGAAAAACAAUGUAAAUUCUAUUCUGGGGCACUAUUGUUGGCAUCAGCUGGUGGGAAACUGAGUGAAGGUAUCAACUUUGCUGAUGACAUGUGUCGUUGUGUCGCGGUAUGUGGGUUACCGUAUCCAAACAUGAUGGAUAUUGAGGUCAAGUUGAGAUCAAAGGUAAGUUAUGGAAUUUUGAAAUUUUUAAAGUAUUUUAGGUCGAGAAGAUAGCUUUAUCUGUUAAAAUAAUGACGUUUAAAUUUAUUUUUUGUAGCACGCUGUAAAGGAGAAGCUAUGUUCUACAGAAAACGAAUACCUCCUGAAUCAGACUCUUCGUGUUGUCAGUCAAUGUGUUGGCCGAGCAAUUCGGCACAAAAACGAUUACUCUGUAAUGCUGUUUAUGGAUAUUCGAUACAAUGGACAGCCAAAGGAUAUCCUACCAGAUUGGAUCAAAAGGAAUAUCCGAAGAUCAGAAACAAACGAGAUCAAGAAUAACAUGAAGAAGUUCUACCUAGAUAACAAGGAACGGUCUGUCUUGAAGAAUCUGUAA